This is a messenger RNA of Entelurus aequoreus (snake pipefish), 1108 nucleotides long. RefSeq lists its product as uncharacterized. The transcript has 4 exons. Lineage: Eukaryota; Metazoa; Chordata; Actinopteri; Syngnathiformes; Syngnathidae. The record is from RefSeq and is a predicted model, not a curated record. Gene Ontology annotation, biological process: regulation of transcription by RNA polymerase II. Gene Ontology annotation, cellular component: nucleus. Bases 128 to 706 code for a protein of 192 amino acids.
AGAUGGAAACUUCUAGAAGCUGAGUGACAUCCAUGCAAACAUCAGCUGCUCAUGAAGGCAAGCACGCUAACUUUCACACGCAAAUCAAGGACGCUGCUUGGUGUUCAAGUCAGUGACCACUGACGCCAUGGACGAGGACGGAAUGGACAGUCCCGUGGCCGUGAAGGUGGAGGGCCACUCUCGCUCCAUCAUCCUGAGGUACUUCCGGGGCGACAUCGGCAGCAUGGUGGACGCUCACUUCCACCGCGCUCUCAACAAAGUCUCCAGGGCCAACGCUCCGGUGGGCAGGGCCAAGAAAAUACGCAAAACCAUCAAAUUAGAGGACAGCAGCCACUGUCAGGCCAACGGCGCCAUGCCUCUUCCGGUGCCGGGUCGUCACGUGGCGUUCAACCCCGUGGACGAUCCCUCCAGGCCGUGGCCCUCCUUCCUCGCCAGGACCAGAGAAGAAGCCUCGGGGUUGCCGUCUGCCGCCGCGUAUUCCAUGUCGCCGGAAGACUUGAGUCUGACGGGGCAGCAGUACGCCACGUCCUUGCUCAACCUCUUGCACAGCGACCGCAGCGAGAUGGGGCCCGGUGUGGCCUCCGGCUCAAAGACGGAACUGGUGCCCAGCUGGAUGGUACCCCAGGGUUUCAGGGACUCUGUGGAUCCUGCUGUAGGCUUUGAGUCUGGACAGCGUCUGGACAAGAAGGACUUGUACUGGUACUGAGGGCACCACGCCGGGACAGAGCAGGAAGGGGCCGGGCGAUGACCUCAGCAUGAAGGCAGUGCGAGGGAAGAACCUGUUGUGUCACUUUCUGCUCCUUCUUCUGCUCCACAAGCAAGUCUAUGCUCCUUUUUUUUUUUUGCAGCCCAGUAGCUUCCAGGAAAUUGUGUUGCCAUUUCCCAGCCAGCUAUCAGGGACCAGUAUUACUCUGUUACUUUGUCCUGUGUUGUUAUUAUUACUGUAAAUAUGGUGGCAAACAAACAAAUAACUUACAUUCAACACUCGUGAACAAAAGCAUUAUUCAAGAUAUUGUUGGUGUUUCACUUUGCAGACACUCAAGGAAGAAGGGAACAUUAAUGCACUGUUCAGUCACCUCCUUUAACGUCAUCUUUAUGUUUACAUAGU